UAGCAACCAGCAUGGCGACGGGGAAGCUUUGCUUGGCCCCUCAUCUGCUUAUAAGAUAGUAUUAGGAUGUUGCCAUUACGUUGGUUGAUUAUACUACACCGUUAAAAUGUUUACAGUUAAGUACACUGUCGUUUCUGCAUGUAUCCAAGCUCUGCAGUCGCUGUCCCGGAAUAUUUCCGGGGAAAAUGGGAUACGUUGAGUGUAACAUCAUGGAAUCGAGAAUAGGGAGUGUGUCAUCUGGACUGGGAUGCAGUGCUGGUAUGAGAGGACAGACCUCGAAAAGUAGCCCUUUCUGCCCUCGCUCCUCCAGCAAGUUGACACAAUCCAUCAUUAAAGAUCACAUGGUGUCUCAUUACAAAAAGGUUUACUCAGCUAAAGCUGCCAUUGAUGCCUCAGUACCCAAAAGCAUGAUACAUAGUGUAAAGUACAAUGACCAGAUCAGGAAGGAUCGCUUGAAGAAAGGGGGUCGUCCUCAGUCGGCUCAUUCUCUCUCACAGAGGAAUAGCAGAGCCUCAUGCUCCUCAGCCCAGAGUAGAUCAUCUGUGCAGUAUGAUGACAGCCCAUACCUCUGCUCGAGGAGUUCCAUGGUCUCCAGCCCAAGGUUCAGCACCUCCUUUCAUGCUAAGGAGAUAGUUUAUCAGUCGUGUAAACCAGACCACUCUCAUCACACUCGCCCAGCAUCAGAGAUAAAGUACCGAAGCCCAGAGUCAGCUUUGCACAGAAAGCAGUCGGCGUGUUCAAUGGGAGCUUUUGGAGAUCAGAGUUGCUACAAGACUUUCCAGGAUCCUGUCCAGAAGACAUACAGCGGAGACUUGCUCCAUAAACAUUCACAGCACUUUACCCAAGACAAACCUUUCACCCCUAAGACCCUGAAAUCAGAUAAGAGUUCAUACCUGGCAAAAUAUCGCUAUUACAGAGCACCACGAAGGAAACCUACUCAGGACUGCACCAACGCAAAAUUGACGCAACAGGACACAUAUGACAGAAGCACAAAAACCAAGGAAUACUCACAGGAAUUUGAUGAGCCAUCUCAGGGAUUUAUUACAGAGCAUGAGUGGUCUGAGGAUGAGUUCAAUGGCACAUAUUUCUCAACAUCUAGACAACAGAGUCGAGUAAACAAGAGCGGAGACCAUUAUCUCUUUGACUCCUCAUCCAGGGUCUCACCAGAAGGCAGGAAAACUCCCACUAUGAAGAAUGUAUCUGCAGAGGAAGAAGAAUUAAUGUACCUUGAAUUUAUUUCUGCUGUAACAGAGGAUAUCUUGUCCCGGGGGCACAUCUCUGGCAGGGUCCUAGACCGGGUGAUAAAGCGCCAUAUUGACAUGAAUCGACAUCAGCUUGAUGAGGGUAAAAUGCGCCACCUUCUGGAUGUGCUGCGUAAAGAUUUUGAAGAGCCAACCAACAUAUCCACCUCCGGUACAGAGCUUGAAAAAAAGGAGAAUGAUCCUCUUGAUUCACUCCUACCACAUCUGAAAUCAGGGGGGAAACAAGUGAAGACCAAAGAAGACAAUGAUCUGUUCCCCUAUGCCUCACUCUUAAAAUACUGCAAUUCACCAGAUUACACUGAUGCCUUUUCAGUGUCUAAAUCCGUAUGUUCUCCUGAAAGGACUGCAUCACCAACAAAAACAAAUGAAAGAGACAAGGAGAGUGACAAUCAGGAAAAGUGCAUUGGCUCUCCUUCGCUCAGUGAGCAUGUUACCAAUAAUACAGGGAUCAGUGAAGAUGACUUCCAACACAGUCAAAUAGGCACAACUGCAACAAAUGAAGAAGUCAGCAAUGAAAACCAUGAAUACACCACUGUAACCAGUGAUGAAGGAUUUCAUCAAGACCAAGCUGAGGUCAAUUAUGAUGGGCAAUCCAAAGACCUUGAGGAUUUGGGAAAAAGUUUGUCAGAGUCACUUCAUGUAUCAAGCAGUACACAUUGUCACAACGUGGAAACUGCCAAUGAGCAGCAUGCAAAUACAGCUGCCUCUGUGAGUGAUGAUGAGUUCUGAGUUUUGCUGUAUUCAGGGGUUUAAAUCCUGUAAUGUUUUUGUUACCAGGUGAGUGUUGUAACAGAGAGAAAGUUAUAUAUUUGAAUUUUCUGAAAGUAUAGUUUUGUAAAUGAAUUAACACUGGUUGUGUUUCCAUGUUUUUUUUUUUACAAGCCCCGCCAAUGAGGUGUUGUAGUCUUAUGCUCAAAAAUUUUUCAAAAUGAAUGCCCCAUGGUAACUAGUGUGACUUGCAAAUUUGCAACGGAUUAUCCAUAGUACUGCACUGAUGUCAGACGUGUGGAAUUAGUGCUUUCCUCUAGCUUGAGUGGAUUGCAGAGUGUGCCCAGUCAGUCUUAAGAAUGAUGUAGCUGCAGUUUACAUUUCCAGAUUACUAGAAAAACAAUGCUGUUACAAGUAAAUUUAUAAUUGUGUGUUUAACAUAUGCCUCUGACAUGUAGCUGUUAGGAGUUGACUGUCACCAGAAAGUGUCUUUACACAUUACAAUAAAUGUUCUACUUCUCUGA
Seriola aureovittata is the source of this 2494-nucleotide messenger RNA. RefSeq names its product spermatogenesis associated 7 (gene spata7). Bases 186 to 1991 code for a protein of 601 amino acids. Lineage: Eukaryota; Metazoa; Chordata; Actinopteri; Carangiformes; Carangidae. Gene Ontology annotation, cellular component: axoneme; ciliary basal body; rod photoreceptor outer segment. Gene Ontology annotation, biological process: microtubule cytoskeleton organization; protein localization to photoreceptor outer segment; protein localization to photoreceptor connecting cilium. The record is from RefSeq and is a predicted model, not a curated record. The transcript has 12 exons.